GUAAAAUCCCAAGUCCCGCUCUUUUCCUUCUCUAUCUUCAUCACCAACUUGUGUAAAUCUAUCUUCAAAGGAGAUUCAUAAAGUUAAGAAAAAAAAAUGCAGGAGCAAACGACAAGCUCUUUACCAUCAAGCAGCGAGAGAUCCUCAAGCUCUGCUCCUCAUUUAGAGAUCAAAGAAGGAGUUGAAAGUGAUGAGGAGAUACGGAGAGUUCCAGAGUUUGGAGGAGAAGGUGCCGGAAAAGAGAUCUCUGGAUCGGUGACCGGUCAGGACCAGACACAGAUAACGGUCGGAGGAGAGGGUCAAAGAAAGCGAGGGAGGACUCCGGCUGAGAAAGAGACCAAGCGGCUUAAGAGGUUGUUGAGGAACAGAGUUUCAGCACAACAAGCAAGAGAAAGGAAGAAGGCUUACUUGGGUGAGUUGGAAAACAGAGUGAAAGACUUGGAGAAUAGAAACUCUGAACUUGAAGAGAGACUCUCUACUUUGCAGAACGAGAACCAGAUGCUUCGACAAAUCCUGAAGAACACAACAGGAAACAAAAGAGGAGGCGGUGGUUCUAAUGCUGAUGCAAGCCUUUAACCCUCCUUUGCUAUUUAUGUUGAUAAACUUUACAAAGAACCUGUACUAAUAAAUAUUUACAUUGCAUGGUAUGUGACUUGUGAGUUCUCUUGUAGUAGUAGUAUUCCUUUUUCUUUCUUUUUUUUUAUCAAAGUUCUUGUAGUAGUCUAUAGAUUUUCAUUUUCUUACUUUGCUUUUCUUUUGUUUGCCUGAUAAAGUUGCUUAAUUAAAAAGUUAAUUUGUUGAAUGAUAUACAAGGUCGCUUAUUCAUAUAAUAAUAAAAAUUGAGCUGAG
This is a messenger RNA of Eruca vesicaria subsp. sativa (arugula), 849 nucleotides long. Lineage: Eukaryota; Viridiplantae; Streptophyta; Magnoliopsida; Brassicales; Brassicaceae. The record is from the annotation of a GenBank genome assembly.